AUGUCUGCCGCUGUCCAAGAAGUCCAGGUCCCUCUUAGCAAGGUUGACUCUGCCAUUGACGACGCUCCAGCAUCACCAAGCGACACCAAGCCCAUCAGACAUCGUAGAACGUCGAGCACUGUCAGCGGUGUCUUCAGCAUUGACGACCUUGAGAAGGAAGGAGUAGAGCUCAAGAUCGCACCAGAAACUCAGAAGCUCAACUGGAAGUUGAACACCUCACCAUCAACUGUCGAGGACAAGGAGUACCUCAAGAAGCUGUUGUGCACCCCACCCAUCAAGAAGAUCGACCUCCAGUUCCCCUUGGGACUCGAAGUCACCGCGCGGAAUCGACAGGGAGUCACCAUCAAGGACGCACUAGACGCCAUCCACAAGCAGUUCAAGAAGAAGGCCGAUGACGAGAUGGAGGCACCAUACCUUGCCGGAUUCGAAUGGGACCGGGAAGAGGCAUACACCAAGUUCAUCGUGCAUCAGAAGAAGACUGGUGAGGCGGCCAUGGGCGGCUCAAAGAAGAAGAAGGCCAAGGCCGAGGAAUCGUAG
Molecule: messenger RNA, 537 nt
Organism: Ramularia collo-cygni
Lineage: Eukaryota; Fungi; Ascomycota; Dothideomycetes; Mycosphaerellales; Mycosphaerellaceae
Exons: 4
Coding region: 1-537 (178 amino acids)
Source: RefSeq, a predicted model, not a curated record